CGAGUCCGGACUCGAGACGUUUUUUAUGGUCUCGGACUUGUCUUGGACUCGUUGGUAUUUGAACUCGGACUUGUCUCGGACUUGGUCAUUGGUCUCGCAAAUGUUCUAGUCGGUCUCGUCCGAGUCCAGCGAUAUAUGUUUUAUUUUCUCCUUCAAAACAAAACAUUGAUAGAGCAAUAUUCUUGUGAUCCGAAAACUGUUGCCGACUCUCGACUCUAGAACGAGAGCUGCGCGUGCUCAUAAGUUCUCUCUUCACACUAAUUAGUUCAGUUCAGUGUGUGCUGUUGGUGUAACUAAAUAACUCCGGUAUAUUGGUUCAAGUCCGCGGGACUGUCAUGCACUCCAGAAAGUGAAUAACUGAAUUAAUUUGUGGAUAAUAUUAAGUGUUUACGGGAGACGCUAAACGGGAACGAUUCAGCUGAACUGGUUCGACCGGUUCACUAAAAAGAAAGAACCGGUUCGAAUGAACGAUUCGUCCGCGGCGCGAACCAGCGUCAAUCAUUCAUGGCACGAUGUCAGCGAGCAGCGGCAUAUUACAGAUUGGUUUUACAAACCAUAAUAAAUGUAUCGACAGUGCGCUUUAAAGGAAACUUUUUGCAACAAAACUUUCCCCGAAACAUGUGGGACAACAUCCAAUUUCGUAAGACACCUGCAAAGGCAUCACAAAGAGAGGUAAGUUAAUGCCAUGUUUCAGAGUUAGCAUUGCAUUUGAGUAUUUUAGACAGUUUGGAAAGUAGGGCUUAAAGAUAAGAUUGAUCGUAUUUUUAUUGUCAUUGUGAUGAACAUGUUAUUUAAGGAUGGGCACCGACGUGCUUAUGAACGAGCCGUGGGGCCUCUGCUCUUUCUAGCGGCUCCUCUAUCGAACACACACGUGCACGGGCAGGCGCGCACACGCACGCACACACACGCACAAAAGUGUUCAUUGCUGCACAACCUUGCUGUUAGGAGGGCUGAUAAAAAAGUUCCUUAAAGUAAUAAACAGUUACACUUCGGCUUUGUGACUUUAGUGCUAUACCUAUAUAGUAAAAAUAAAAUGACCUUAUUUUAUCUGCUUUUUGAUCAUUACAAACAAUAAUGAAAAUGAUUACCUUAGAAUAGAAGAUAUGCUGUCUCUUGCAUCACAUAAAUUAUCAAUAGUUAAGUAUGUGGUCUUGUAGUCAUGAUUUUUUUCUCUCUUGACUGUCUCAAUUGGACUCGGUCUUGACUUGGACUCGAACCUCUUUGGACUCGGACUUGACUCGGUCUCAACUAGUCCUGGUCUUGGACUUGUCUUGGACUCGACAAUGGUGGACUUGACUACAGCCCUAGUGCGUACUUGUCUGUGUAUGUACGUGUGUGUGUGUGUGUGUGUGUGUGUGCGUGUGUGUCUGUGUGUGUUAGUACGUGUGCAUAUUGUGUGUAGAGUGUUGUGUAUGUGGGUGUGUCUGUCUUCUGUGUUUCAACUUUUUCUUGUUUUUGCAGGUACAACUUUAAUUGUUUUGCUUAUAGUCAAUAUGUCUCAUGUACAGCUGCUUUGUAACAAUGAAAAUUGUAAAAAGCGCUAUAUAAAUAAAGUUGAGUUGAGUUGAGUAAAGUCCAUUGUGUUUAAAGUAAAUGAUUUCUUCUAAAGACAUGUUGAAUAAUCAGAUCUUUCUUAUAAAUAAGAAUAAUCACUGAAAUCAAACUGAUCUUCUGUCAGAUAAACACAGUGUAAGCCUAUUGUCGGCUACUGUUGCUAUUUUUAAAUAACCUGUCACCGCCGGCUCUGAGAGUUCGUGGCAAUGAGAAAAGUUCACGCAGAUUUACAGUAAAAGAUAAACUGCUACUGCUCUUCAUGUUUGUUACAGAGAAGUGACAGUAAGAUGCUGGUUGAGGUGAAUUUUUCAGUUUGUUGCAGAAUUCUUUGAACCUCAGAAUCGAAGCAAAGCAGCUGAGACGCUUACAGAGCUUUAAUCUGUCAUGUCAUCAUCCUUCUGUGUUGAGACGGAUUAUCUGAGAGGACGAGCUAAAGCAAACAGAACAGAAGGCUUCUUCGCAAAGUCUGAUGUUAAACGUGAAUGAAGUGAUGGAGAGUUGUGCUGAAUGUGAAGAUGCUCUUCUGCCUCCUGACGCUGACUUCAGCAUGGAUGAUCAGUGUUCUCCUCACGGUGGGUUGGAAGUGACGGAUCGUCUGAUGUACAUAGAGCAGCGUGUUCAGAUGCAGGAGGAUGAGAUUCAGAUGUUGAAGAUGACCAUGGCUGAUGUGCUCAAGAGACUCAACAUCUCUGAAGAACAAACUGCAGCUCUCAUUAAAAGACCUCCUGCUAAAGCAGCACGGCCUGCAUCUUUGAUCGUGACCUCUAGAGCGUCGAGCAGCACGAGCAGCUCACUGCUGAAGAAGAGCUCAACACGGCCCGCCUCGCCCUCCUCCAGAAACUACAGCCCCUCACCAGCCAGCAAGAGAACUCCUGCUGGAAAUGUAAAAGAGAGUCUGAGUGCAUCAGUGAGCAGUAAAGCUCAAACCUGCAAAAAACAGCUGGAGACCAAACCAAAGGAAAGCAGUUCAGCUCUAACAGGCUCUAGGCGUGUGACUCAAUGCAAAGAUUUGUCUGAUCCCACUGUCAAGAAAGACUGGACGUACUGACCCAGGGACGGGCGUCACCACCCUGCAGCCCAACACGUGUCCUCCUGCCAGCGGGCCAGCAGCUGACGGAGCUCCAGAUAAGAGUACAGAUGAGAAAAAUCCUGCAUU
Molecule: messenger RNA, 2710 nt
Organism: Triplophysa rosa
Lineage: Eukaryota; Metazoa; Chordata; Actinopteri; Cypriniformes; Nemacheilidae
Product: echinoderm microtubule-associated protein-like 1
Exons: 7
Coding region: 2024-2602 (192 amino acids)
Source: RefSeq, a predicted model, not a curated record